Trichoderma reesei QM6a is the source of this 1407-nucleotide messenger RNA. RefSeq lists its product as uncharacterized. Gene Ontology annotation, molecular function: protein heterodimerization activity; transcription coactivator activity; RNA polymerase II general transcription initiation factor activity. The coding region runs from base 1 to 1407 and encodes 468 amino acids. Gene Ontology annotation, biological process: RNA polymerase II preinitiation complex assembly; transcription initiation at RNA polymerase II promoter. The record is from RefSeq and is a predicted model, not a curated record. The transcript is spliced from 2 exons. Gene Ontology annotation, cellular component: transcription factor TFIID complex; SLIK (SAGA-like) complex; SAGA complex. NCBI's taxonomy places the organism in Eukaryota, Fungi, Ascomycota, Sordariomycetes, Hypocreales, Hypocreaceae.
AUGGCGAACGAAACGCCCAAGCUGCUCUGGAACACGGAAAAUGUCAAAGACGUCGCCGAGUCGGUGGGCAUCGGGUCCAUGAGCGACGAGGCCCUCAAGGCCCUCACCCAGGACGUCGAGUAUCGCAUCGGCCAGGUCAUCAUCGAGGCCCUCCGCCUCAUGCGCGCCGCCCGCCGCACGACCAUGACGGUCAACGACGUGUCGCUGGCCCUCAAGGUCCUCGACGCCGAGCCUCUGUAUGGCUACGACUCCACGCGGCCGCUGCGCUACGGCGAGGCAAGCUUGGGCCCGGGACAGCCGCUGUUCUACAUUGAGGACGAGGAGGUGGAUUUCGAGAAACUCAUCAAUGCGCCGCUGCCCAAAGUGCCGCGCGACAUGAACUUUACCGCACACUGGCUCGCCAUUGAGGGCGUCCAACCUUCGAUUCCGCAAAACCCGACCUCGGCCGAGCUUCGACCGCAAGACCUGCUACCCAAGGGCCCAGGCGCUAAUCCCGCGCUGUCGGCCUUGGCUGGCAAUGAUACCGGCGCGGGUCAGCCCGCUGUUAAGCACAUUGUGAGCAAGGAGCUCAUCCUCUACUUCGACAAGAUUCAGGCUGCUAUACUCGAUGACAACCCCGACGAGGAGGUUGUACGACUGCGUCAGGCUGCGCUCGGGUCUGUCCGAGACGACCCGGGUCUGCAUCAGCUGGUUCCGUACUUUAUCAACUUCAUCAUGGACAGAGUCACACAUCAGCUUGACGACACAUUCACCCUGAAGCAGAUGAUGGAGCUGACGAAUGCGCUGAUUGAGAACAAGAGCUUGUUCCUGGACCCGUAUGCCAGCUCGCUCUCAGCACCUGUUCUUACGUGUCUCAUGGCGAGGAAACUGGGCACGGACGAGGGGCAAGAUGCCCUCAAGGAGCAGUACGAUCUUCGACAACUAGCGGCGUCGCUGCUCGGCCGCAUUGCUCGCAAAUACUCGGCCUCCAACUCGUUGCUGCGGCCAAAACUCACGCGGACCUGUCUCAAGUACUUCUUGGACCCCACGAAGCCCCCUGCCGUGCUCUAUGGUGCGAUCCACGGCCUGCUGGAGGCGGGAGGAAUGGAGGCGAUCCGGGUCCUGGUUCUGCGCAAUCUCAAGAGCUUCGACUCUGGGAUCCUCCAGCCCCUCAAAGAAAAAUCACAGGGCUCCAUCGAAUAUGAGAUGCUCGUGCAGGGAAUCGUACAGGCCGUCGCCUCUCUCGCGCAGAGGAAGGACACUGCGGAAGGCCCUGACACGCAGAUGAACGGAGUCAACGGUAACAUUUCUGCCUCGGAGCUCUCCGAUCUCAACGACUUCAUUGGCCCCAUUAUUGGCCAGAAGAUUGCCUCUUCUCGCAAUCAUUAUCUCAUCAAGACGAUCCUCGAUGCCCGGUUUUUGGAGUAA